Molecule: messenger RNA, 1278 nt
Organism: Rodentolepis nana
Lineage: Eukaryota; Metazoa; Platyhelminthes; Cestoda; Cyclophyllidea; Hymenolepididae
Source: the annotation of a GenBank genome assembly
AUGUCCGCCACAUUCGUGAACCCCAGUGAGUGUCCACUUCAACCUGUUGACAUUCACCCUCCCCUACGAAUGCCUCCCCCUCCCCCGCCUGCUACCCCAGCACACAGUCGCAUAGGUUCAAUUCGAGCAGGACCCCAUCUGCCCUCCUCUUCCAUCUCUUCCGCUCCUUCCUCCGCUUCCUCGUCUGGAAUAUCCUCGUGUAGUUCUACAUGCACGGCAAACUCCGGAGAACGUUCGCAAGUUGAAUUACUCGUGAACUGGCUUCUAACUGCUGGAUUCUCAGAUUACACCCCCUGCAUCGUUGCCGCGGGCUAUGAUUUGAAUACACUGCGUCGAGCAACUCCGGAAGAUCUAAACGCAUGCGGCGUGACAAAUCCUCGAGAUCGACAACAGUUGCGAGCUCGUCUCAGUCGUCUCCAACUUCCCGAAAGUCUUCCAGAUCAUGUACCGUCCAGCGUAUUUGAAUGGCUAUCGAUUAUCAAUUUGACCAAUUAUUGGCCAACUUUUCAAGCUCAAGGGCUAACAUCAUUUGAGAAAAUCAUUGUUCUGACAUGGGAAGAUUUUGAAGAGAUCGGAAUCACAAAAUUAGGACACCAAAAGAAGUUGCUGUUGGCCAUCGAACGUCUCCGACGUGUUAUGUCAAAACGAUCUGAGGAACAAAAUCAUGGAAUAGACUCCCUGAAUCGAUCCCUUCAACAUCAGAUAUCUUUAUCUCCCCAUCGAGCGCUGCGGUCAGUAUCAUUGGUUGAAGACCGAGAGAUUGGCAGAUUGAAUGAAAUUACACCCCCACCACCUCCCAGAUUUCAAGAUCCUCCCAAGGUCACAAGGAAGAUUUCCAUCGAUUGUCCAGCUUCUCUCACUUCACCGGAUCCCCACAGGAUCAGCCAACAUAAACACUUCUCCACUAGCUUUCUUGCUGAUUUCGGUCGGUUGGGAACAGGCGCUUCCAAUCCAAGUGAUAUUGUUGGUGAAGGAAGUACAAAAUCGGAUCCCCUACCUAUAAUUGAUGAUCUAGACAUUGGUGAUAAGGAGAGGGAGAAGGGAAGUAGGAUAGACCAGCAGUCAAAAGCGGUUCAUGAUGAUUCUAUCCUAACUUCAAGACAGCGUCAUAAGAACGCAGCAGCGGCGGUUGUGCCUAUUCCUGUUUCCGUCGCAAAUCAGAUGAUUCCACCUCCCACCAGUGGAACAACAAUGGACAAAGAUCUCCAGGAUAUGCAGGAUAUCCGAUCGAUGUUGGACAAAUUGAGUGAGCACUUGACUUCUCGAGGUUCUCCUUAG